This is a messenger RNA of Penicilliopsis zonata CBS 506.65, 659 nucleotides long. RefSeq lists its product as hypothetical. Bases 145 to 576 code for a protein of 143 amino acids. Gene Ontology annotation, molecular function: structural constituent of cell wall. Gene Ontology annotation, cellular component: fungal-type cell wall. The transcript is spliced from 3 exons. The record is from RefSeq and is a predicted model, not a curated record. Lineage: Eukaryota; Fungi; Ascomycota; Eurotiomycetes; Eurotiales; Aspergillaceae.
AUAACCCUCUAUCCACUACGUACCAUCAUCCGUCGUCAAUACUUUCGUGAUACUACCUACCCCUUUAAACUUCCACUCAUACACUGGAGUGUUUUGAUAUAAUUUCAUUUCACUUCAUUCCAUUUCCCUACACGAUUACUCAUAAUGCGUUCCACACUAUUCAUGCUGCUGACAACCCUGGCUCUCGCCAUGGCAGCCCCAGCCCCAGCCCCCGCUCCUCUAGCAUCGACAUCUUCUUCACAAGCAGCCCCGUCUCCCGCCGCGACACCCUCGUCAUCCAAACCGACCACUUGCCCCAAGGAGAGCUCGAAGCAAUGCUGCAUGUCCAUCAACCAGACAGGCGAGCGGAUCACAGAGCCCCUAACUCAGAUUUUGCCCGUCGGGGGUGUCGAGCUGAGUUCCCUUGUUGGACUUUCUUGCGUCCCGAUGAGCGCAGAUACCAAGGAUGAUACCUGCUUGGAAGAUAUUAUGUGUUGUUCCAGUGGAUCAGUGGAUGGCUUUGGGAUUAUCAAGGGGUGUCAGACGAUCCAGGAGGCAAACCAGGCGAAACAUUCUUUGGAAUUGAGCAGUGCUUGACGAACUUAUAUACUAGAAUAGAAUACUUAAUACCACUUAAUACCACUUAUGAUUAAUACUGAUUUCCAUUAUUUGAUUCAUAC